UGCUUAUGUUUUACUGUGUUUUUAGUUUAGUCUCUUUUUCUUCUCGGUAAGGUCUCCUGUGAUGGCAGGCGGUCUCUUCGCUGUGGACAGGAAGUGGUUCUGGGAGCUGGGAGGAUAUGACACGGGUCUGGAGAUCUGGGGGGGAGAGCAGUACGAGAUCUCCUUCAAGGUGUGGAUGUGUGGCGGCCAUAUGGAGGACAUUCCCUGCUCACGCGUGGGUCACAUCUACAGAAAAUACGUUCCCUAUAAAGUGCCGGGUGGAGUGAGUCUCGCCAGGAAUCUGAAGCGUGUGGCCGAGGUGUGGAUGGACGAGUAUGCAGAGUAUAUCUACCAGCGGAGGCCGGAGUACCGACACCUGUCUGCCGGAGACGUGUCCGCGCAGAAGCAGCUGAGGAGCCGGCUGAGCUGCAGGAGUUUCCGCUGGUUCAUGACGGAGGUGGCCUGGGAUCUGCCCAAACACUAUCCUCCGGUGGAGCCUCCGGCCGCUGCGUGGGGAGAGCUGCGUAACGUCGGCUCCGGUCUCUGCAUGGAGAGCAAACACUUCUCCUCGGGCUCCCCGAUCCGUCUGGAGAAGUGUCUGAAGGGACGAGGCGAGCCGACCUGGAGUCACGGUCAGGUCUUUACGUUCGGAUGGAGAGAAGACGUACGGGUGGGAGACCCGCUGCACACUAAGAAGGUCUGCUUCGACGCCGUGUCACACAACAGCCCCGUGACGCUCUACGACUGCCACGGGAUGAAGGGGAACCAGCUGUGGGCCUACAGGAAGGAUAAGAGCCUCUAUCACCCCAUCAGUAACAGCUGCGUUGACUCUGAUGCUGCACAGAAGCGGAUCUUCAUGAACUCCUGCGAUCCCUCGUCUCUCAGCCAGCGGUGGCUCUUCCAGAACACCAACGCCACGGUCUUAGACUCCUUCAACAGCAAUCACAACGAGUAAUGCUGCCAAUAUGAACAUGAGAAUCCACCGGGCAGCUGAUGCCGGCGAGAGCUUUGUGAUCACGAUGUGCCGCUGCUCUCCGAAGAGAAACGUUCCUGUGCCUUUACUGAACCGAUGAAACUCUGUUCUGAUUGUCUGACUCCAAACCGCUGGGAAAGCUGAAGCUCUGUGCUUCUCUCCACACUCCCAUCAUCAUCAUCUUCAUCACUUCUGCUGACUUUCACCCCAUUGACCUGAAAAUGAUCCGUAAGAGUGUUUGCAGGGCAGCGUUUGACUGAUGCUCUUCGUCUGCUUCGGUGUGUCUGAGGAGCGUCUCAAAGACAGUGAUGUCGUCACUCAUUUGCAUACUGAGUGAUUGGAUUGUGCUUCUGUUCAGUCAUCAUCCUCCCGUCUCUGAUUCUUGUGUGCGGUUAACAGAAGAGUCUUUACACAGAGUCAGAGCCUCAGACUGUGGGCUGCCUUGCAAACACGUCACAGUUUGUCCUUCAGAAAUGCGAAUCUGAUGCUGUCCUUUGUAAAGAUUGAGAGGUUUAUUUAUUUGACUGUUCUGAGUCAUUCCCCAGAAACACUGGGCUCAUCGUGAACGAUGAAACACCGACAGCAGCCUUUACUGAGCACUGUGCUUAAAACGUGAUUUUAUUAUCCAGCUUCUCUUUGUUGUGUUAACAAAUAUAGACGUAUUCUAUUUGUUUUUUUUUUUCAUUUUAAAGGACAUAAUGUUUUACUACAAAGGCUUCAAGGCGGUUAUGUGUCGACCCUGUUAGCUAAAAUCAUGUACGGUUUCAUCAUUCAGAAGCGGUUAUAUUUUGUCAGGUUUGUCCAUCGGGGAAAUCUCAAAUAGUCAGUCCUGUUUCCAUGAUUUUGUACCGUAAACAACAAUGCAGUUAAAAUUACUGCUGCACAGCAGAAGACUGUGGAACGACCGGACUAUAUUUUACUAGAUUAUUUGGUCAGCUGCAUUUUCUGCUGUUUGUUUCUCCCCCGUCUGUCUCUGAUAUAACCAGCUGAGAUCCACUGGUUCUCAGUAACUGCUUGCACCCAAAGACGGAUCCUGCAUGAUGCUGUUUGUAAUGCACAUGAGCAACACGAUGUGAAACUUGAAUCCAGUCGACGUGCCUUGCUGAAAGAUGCUGGUGUGACGCACAGCACACUGUAGUCUAGUUCUCUACAUUCAGUGUUGAGCGUUUGACCCGUUUUUACCAUUAAAUAUUUUUACAGAUUAUCUGCCGAGCACUUUGAAAUGUUUCUUUGAUCCGAAGCUGUUUUAAAGUUGAUCUGUCCAGCACUUUCAGACGGUUCUUUGUCCAGAGCCUGUUUUCGAGUAUUAACGAGUUUGUAAUUUCUGUCGAUUCUAAAGAGAGCCCUGGGUUUCAUAAUGAAUUAUUGCUAUUGUGUCUGGUGGACCAGUGUGUCAGACGCACAUCUGAAUAAUUACAGUUUAAUACUGAGCUUAAUAACUGAGUUUAAUACUGGAGCUUUUGAACUGAAAUGUUUAAGAACCAGCUGUUGGUUUGUUAUUGUGUAAAACUCCUGCCUUGAUGGGUUUCCAGACGUGUGUGUGGAAUAUGAUGAUAUGGGGUUGAAUCUUGGGAACAGUAGUAAUUUUACACAGGUUUGUCACUGAUGCAUUAAAACGGUUCUGCCACCAUUUAAACUGCUCAUCAUAAAUUAUUAUUAGUAUUCAUGCACAGAGAAAUGUGUAGUGGGUUCAGUUCUGUUAUUUUUCUGUUCAUUUGUAUCAAUAAUGUUUUGUCAUUUCAAGUCUGAAUUCUUGCAAAAUUAUGCCGUCAUAGAAAAGCCAUUAAAU
Sinocyclocheilus grahami is the source of this 2741-nucleotide messenger RNA. RefSeq names its product polypeptide N-acetylgalactosaminyltransferase 10-like. The coding region runs from base 62 to 934 and encodes 290 amino acids. NCBI's taxonomy places the organism in Eukaryota, Metazoa, Chordata, Actinopteri, Cypriniformes, Cyprinidae. Gene Ontology annotation, molecular function: polypeptide N-acetylgalactosaminyltransferase activity. Gene Ontology annotation, biological process: protein O-linked glycosylation. The record is from RefSeq and is a predicted model, not a curated record. The transcript has 6 exons. Gene Ontology annotation, cellular component: Golgi apparatus.